AAUGAAAAUUCAAUCUACAAAAAUAUAUUAAACUCUCAUAUUUUGGAUAUUCAAUCAGCUGGAUUGUUGAAUUUUUGGGCAGAGAGAGCAUUUUAUGAGCUUAUGGAGAUUGGAGAAAUUAACAAGUUGAAUUUUACCAGCGAAUUGAACUUAAGACCGCUAAAAGUUGAAGAUUUUAAAUGGAUUUGGAUAGCAACUGGAUUGGCGUUUACGGUCGGGACUUUUGUAUUCUUUGUAGAAGUUUGUGUUUUUAAAUUGAAAAAUAAAUAAAAUAUUAGCUUAAAGAAUCUUCUAAUGGAAAACAAUAUAAUAGUUAUGCAUUGUGGGAGUACCUAAUUUAGAAAUAACAGGCAAAAAUUGGUGUUUCAACACAAUUAAAUCAUUAAAUAACAUUUUAAAAGUUUAAAAUUGAUGAGUUUCUCAUUAUUUCGAAUAAUUCCAUCAACAGCCAUUAGUGACUCAAAAAGUUGACAGUGAAUGAAAUAUUGCACAAAAAAUCACAUAGUUUACUCUGUGGAGGUCUUCAAAUCAGAAGUUAAAAUUUUCGCGAUGAAUUAUUACGAAAUAAAAAUUAUUACCGCUUUAAUUGCAAUAAUAGCUGCUGAAUUUUCGCCAACUAACGCUAAUUUCAAUUCAAAAUUUCUAAGUUUUAUCGAAAAUCUCCACAAAAUCGAGCAAUUUGAAACUAUUUUUCUUCUAAAAUCAUCCAAGGAACCGUUUUUCAAUGAAAAUUUCAUAAAAAAUGUAACAAAUACAAUUGGUAUUCCAAUAAUUUUGUCAACUGCAAAUUCUUCAUACUACUUGAAAGAAAAAUUCAAUGAAAACUUAUUUCCAAUACUGCAAUUUGAUUCAAAUGUUGAAUAUCUUCGGCAACUUUUGGAAUAUCUUCAACAUCUUCGAUCAAGCAAGAUGAUUUUUGUAAUCAAGAAUUCUUCAAGAAAUUAUUUGGACUUGAAGAAUGUUUUUGAUUUCUGCUGGAUGAAUAGAAUAAUCAAUGUAAUAGCAGUUUUUCAAGAUUUUGAAACUUCUUCGGUCUAUUACAGCUACAGUAAUUUUGGAGAUUUCAGAAUUGAAGAAUUCAUUUGGAACAAGAAGAAAAUACAAGAUGUUUUUCCAAAUCGGAUGAAAGACCUUAAUGGUAUAACAUUGCCAAUACUUUUUGGUGGACCACAACCAGGAGUUAUCAUUUCAAAAAAUGCUAAUGGAGGUACUAAAAUUGGUGGCUAUGCAGGAAAUAUCUUCAAUACUUUCGCUAAAAGACACAAUGCAAGAUUAAACACUUCAUAUGUGAACACUUCACUUUCAGCUCGGGACAUUUUUGCGCUGGUUAAAUAUGGAAAAGUUGAGAUGUCGGGUGUGUUUCCCUUUGGCUUAUCACAUCCAAUUAGUUUUUGCUCGUACCCAGUUAUUAAUUUUGAUUGGUGUAUAAUGGUUCCAAUAGAACCAAAAAUUCCCAUCUAUAAAGUGUUUGUCUAUGUUUUUGAAUGGAAGCCCUUUCUUCUUACAAUUGUGGUAUUAAUUCUGCUGUCGAUAUUAGUUUCAAAAGCUGCAAAGUUCACAGGAACAUAUCAAAACUUCAAAAUUUACGAUUACUUCUUUAACAUUGAUUUUUUUCGUGGAAUACUUGGACAAUCCUUCUCUGAAACACCAAAUGCUUCUGGCACUACAAAAAUCAUCUAUUUGUUGAUAUUUUUACUUGGAAUCAUGAUUGUUACUUCAUACAAUGCAUUUCUUCAGUCUUUUAUGACUGAACUUCCUAGAGAAAAUAUAAUUAAAUCAUACGAAGAAUUGAAAUCAUUUAACUUAAAAAUCUAUAUUUAUGAAAUGGACUUUAAUGUUUUAUUAUAUUUAAGGCCUGAAUUAAAACAAUUUAAAAAUUCAUUUAAAAUUGAACCGAGUUUUGAAAUUUUCGAAAAUUUUCAAGACAAUCUAAAUACUAGGUAUGCCUAUCAAGUUAAUAGCCAUAAAUGGCAGAUUUAUAAAAAUCAACAAAAAUUUUUUGGUCAACAAUUGUUUCGUUGGUCUGAUGAAUUGUGUAUUUGGAAAAAUGCCUUAGCAGCGUUUCCAUUGAAUGAAAAUUCAAUCUACAAAAAUGCAUUAAAUUUUCAUAUUUUAGAACUGCAAUCAGCUGGAUUGAUGGAUUUUUGGAAAAAAAGAUCCUUUUAUGAGUUGAUGGCUAUUGGAAGAAUUCAAAAGUUAAAUUUUACCAACGAAGUUAAUCUGGAGCCGCUGAAAGUUGAAGAUUUGAAGAGAAUUUGGAUUAUGAUGGGACUGGCUUAUAUGGUUGGGACUUUGGUAUUUAUUGGAGAAAAUUGUUUAUUUAUAUUGAAAAAUAAGUAAAGUACCUAUUGAAAAACUC
Molecule: messenger RNA, 2359 nt
Organism: Episyrphus balteatus (marmalade hoverfly)
Lineage: Eukaryota; Metazoa; Arthropoda; Insecta; Diptera; Syrphidae
Exons: 2
Coding region: 478-2340 (620 amino acids)
Source: RefSeq, a predicted model, not a curated record